Messenger RNA from Telopea speciosissima, 1307 nucleotides. Its product is annotated as heavy metal-associated isoprenylated plant protein 35-like. The transcript is spliced from 3 exons. Lineage: Eukaryota; Viridiplantae; Streptophyta; Magnoliopsida; Proteales; Proteaceae. The coding region runs from base 57 to 1004 and encodes 315 amino acids. Gene Ontology annotation, molecular function: metal ion binding. The record is from RefSeq and is a predicted model, not a curated record.
CGUUUUCUGUUUUCUCUACGAGCUUCAAAGCUCAGACACCCAUCCUUCUCGCGCUCAUGGCAACAAAACCAGCCGAAGAAGCUUCGGAACCCCUGAAAUACCAGACAUGGGUUUUGAGAGUAUCCUUUCACUGCGAAGCCUGCAAGAGAAAGGUGAAGAAGGUGUUGCAGAGCGUCGACGGGGUUUACACCACGACGAUCGAUUCCCAGCAACAUAAAGUUACAGUGACUGGGAAUGUCGACGCAGAGACUCUCAUCAAGAAGCUUGCGAAGACGGGGAAAUACGCAGAGCUCUGGCCUGAUAAAGCUGAGAAGGAGGGGAAAAAAUCAGAGAAGGGGAAGAACACUGAGAAACAGAAAGAUUCAAAGAGCAACGAGAAGGGCGACGUCGGUAACGAGGCCGAGAACAAAUCUCCAGAGAACGUCGAACCCAAAACUGAAUCUACAGAUAAAAGCAAAGACAAAAGUAGCGAAGGUGAUGGUGCAAACAACAAGAACAACGACGGCGAUCAAAACAAAGAUACGGCGAAAUCAGAAGGAAAGAACGGAGAGAAUUCGAACGCCGGCGUGGACCAGAAGGAGGUGAGCAAUGAUGGCGACGGAGCAGCAGAGAAAGCCGGCGGGGGCAAUGGAGAUAAAAAGAAGAAAAGGAAAGGGCAAAAAGGCAAUGACGUCAACAACGAGGGUGUGGGUGAUACCUCCGAUCCGAUCCCUACGGAAUCAACCGCAGCAUUCACCAAUGUCAGCCCUCCACAGCAUCAUCCGUACCCGUAUCCAUACCCGUACCCGUACCCUACCUACGUUGGUCCCCCUGUAUACGCCGUGAAUUACCAUACGGCGCAUCCUAGUGCGAGCUACGCUGCAUCUUACUACGCUCGGCCACCACCGUAUUCUCAUACGUACACAGCUGCGGAGUCUUACUCACCUCCACCACGACAGCCGUCGGAUUCGGAUUCUUUCGAGAUGUUCAGUGAUGAGAAUGCCAACGGUUGCGUGGUUAUGUGAUUUCCGGUUCGACCACAGGGUUCCGCGGUUCAGGGAGAUAUUGGGAUUGGACCUAAACGUAGCUUAAGCUUAUACUACUCGUGUAGCUUUAGGCUAUUUUUGUAACAAUGUACAUUUAAAAAAAGGGGUUUAGAGGAUGAACCAAGAAUAUUGGUUUUGUCUUGGGGGAGGGUUUGGGUUAUUUUUCUGAAUUGUUGUCCUUGUUUUGUAUUUUCACUAGUUGGUCUUGUUAAAAUGUUACUAGCCCUGUAAUGACUUAGCUGUUGGUAGAACCACUUAAAUCAAUCAAUCAAUCUCUCUCUC